This is a messenger RNA of Hypoxylon fragiforme, 896 nucleotides long. RefSeq lists its product as uncharacterized. The record is from RefSeq and is a predicted model, not a curated record. Bases 112 to 492 code for a protein of 126 amino acids. The transcript has 2 exons. NCBI's taxonomy places the organism in Eukaryota, Fungi, Ascomycota, Sordariomycetes, Xylariales, Hypoxylaceae.
AGUAACCCUGGUUGUCAUCUGUGCCGUAUGCCUCACUAUUUCCAUAUCUAACUUCCGCUUCAACUCUCCUCCUCCUCAUCCUCCUCCUCUUGCCGUUCCAUCUAAGCAUCCAUGAUCUUCUGGCAUUCCUCGAGCUUUUUUGUAAUCGUGUCACCCAGCUUGAUGAUCUCGUCACAGUCAUCCUUGAUUGUCUCCCAGUCUUCGUCUUUCGGCUCACCGCUGUUCAGACCCUUCACGUAUUCCGAGUCGCGAAUCGUUUCCCACUUGGUCGUGUACUCCGACAUUUCGCUAUCGCGCUCGUUCAUCAGGUCUUUUACUCGCUGCUGUGUCUCGGGGUUCGUUAGCGCUUGGAGAUUGUCGAUGGUCUUCUGGACGAGGUCGCGCAGGUCUUCUGAGUUUUGGCGGAUGUCGUCGAUUUUCUCCUCCGGAGUCUUGUCGGAGGCGCCCAUUUUGGAUGUUGUAGAGUCUUUUGAGAAGAGAAGUAAAGUAUAGGCGGUUAGGCGAAGUGUAGUCGAUGCGUUAUAAUGAAGAUAGUUCAGUGUUUAUUGGUAGAGAGUUGAUUUCAGGAAAGGGGUGUUGAAGGAAGUCAAAGAUGGGCGAGAGGCACCUCUUUAUAUAAUGGAGAUAUUUCCAUUACGGCUGAUGUGGUGGGCGUCAUGACUGUUUACUAUCUCAUGUCUGGCAGGUUCUCCCACGGUCAGUUGGAAGCGUGUACUGCUUCUUAUAACGAGUUCGCGUAUCCUGCUACAAAAGCGAACUACGUAUUAUGACCUGUACUACACAAGUCAGAUCUUGGGUAUGUCUAGGCAUAUACAUUAUACGCUAGAAGCUCCGUGUAAUGCGUAAGUAUUCGAAUAUGUUGUUAAUUUUACAUCAAAGGGUUGGGAAAUUAACUC